AUGUCGAUUGCAUUGCACAGGCCGAGUACUCUCAAUUCCACACUUGUUGGGUAUGUUGGUGAACCCAACGGUCGUGGUACACUCUCAUUAUUGUUCUCCUGCGUCUUUACUCUAUCUCUCUGCGUCUGGUCGGCAAUGCAUCUUAACCUACCCGAGCUGGAUGAGAGCCCCUCCUCAUACUCAUAUAGAUAUUUCAAAUGGAGUCUACUGGGGCUCUUUGGGCCCGAACUUGUGAUAUGGGCUGCAUGGAGGCAGUACAUCUCUGCUCAAUCAUUGACAAAGAUCAUUCGCAAGGAUUUGGCCACCGAAAGUGACGAUAUCCGAGCGCAGCAGUGGACCAUGAUUCACAGCUUCUACACCGGAAUGGGUGGAUUCGUUUUUGAUUUGACGCCCUCCAACGAAGAGAAAGGCUCUCCGUUUAUUACAACCCAUAAGCGCUUGCACGUUACACCACGUGGCAUCCAGCUUCUAGCCAAAUGCGGCCUACUUCCCUGCAUCACGGCUGGUGAUAUCACGGAUAAGAGCAAGACGGACUGGUCGGGCAAAGCAUUCUGCUGCCUACAAGUCUCUUGGAUGGUGAUACAAGCGAUUGCGCGUGCGGCGACCGGCCUACCCGUCACCCCACUCGAGACCAACACCAUCGGCCAUGUCGUUUGCGCCCUCAUCAACUAUACUCUGUGGUGGAAUAAGCCUCGCUGGGUCAAGGAGCCUACUGUUCUCCGCGGCGGGUGGACCGAGCCACUAUGUGCUUUCAUGUACAUGUCUAGCCAAGUAAGCGCUGAGAAGCGGAUAGAUCGCGACCUCUUGCGUGACUUUGGCGUCAAAGCCGAGAUGACGUCCGUUUUGUACUUUCCUGGCGAUGGCGACGGCGACGACUCCCACAAGAAGUGCCACAUUCAUGAGCAGUAUGCAAUCGCCAUGGAUCCCCAGCACGAUCCCAUCUUACAGCCAUCAGACGGCACUGUUCAGUUCCACUCCAUCCCUCGUCCAGAGCCCAAGGAGCUCAAUGAGGAUGAAUUGCGAUACCGAGAAGCGUUGCGGCUAUACCCCGAAAUGCCUGAAACGAUCAAGCAGCAAUUUCAGCGUCGAUGCGGUGUCUCCGAUUCGAGAGCACCGGCUUGGCAGUGCGAAGGGCUUGUGUGUCGCUCUGAAGAGCUCGUCGUCGAGCGCCCACGGAAUUGGCCUGGCGAUGACCUCGUGCGCAACAUGCAGGGUCACCUCAUGGGCCUCGUCUUGUGGAACGCCAGCACCGUCUACGGGGCCAUUCACCUGGCAGGUUGGCAUGAAGCUUUUCCGACAGUCCUGGAGUCAUGGUUCUGGAGAGUAUCAGCCAUGUAUAUCAUUUUUAGCGGCCUGCUAUGGUCAUUCCUCAACCUUCUUGGACACGUUUCUGGGCACGUCUGGUGGUAUUGGUAUGAGAUACUGGCUGGUGGUGUCCGCCGACGCAGCCAUGUCGUCAUUUACGUUUUGUGCUGCAUUGGCGGAACGCUUUAUAUUGUUGCUCGUGUUUUUCUAGUGCUCGAGGCCUUCAUUUCUAUCCGAGCGCUCCCUGCCUCGGCGUAUCAGUCGCCCUCCUGGGUGCUGACAGUACCGCACAUCUAG
Messenger RNA from Beauveria bassiana ARSEF 2860, 1602 nucleotides. RefSeq lists its product as uncharacterized. The record is from RefSeq and is a predicted model, not a curated record. The transcript is spliced from 3 exons. Lineage: Eukaryota; Fungi; Ascomycota; Sordariomycetes; Hypocreales; Cordycipitaceae. Bases 1 to 1602 code for a protein of 533 amino acids.